Messenger RNA from Drosophila sulfurigaster albostrigata, 1770 nucleotides. It is a transcript of the gene NC2alpha, whose product is annotated as dr1-associated corepressor homolog. The transcript has 2 exons. Gene Ontology annotation, biological process: transcription by RNA polymerase II; positive regulation of transcription by RNA polymerase II; negative regulation of transcription by RNA polymerase II. Gene Ontology annotation, cellular component: negative cofactor 2 complex; nucleus. Lineage: Eukaryota; Metazoa; Arthropoda; Insecta; Diptera; Drosophilidae. Bases 177 to 1313 code for a protein of 378 amino acids. Gene Ontology annotation, molecular function: core promoter sequence-specific DNA binding; transcription coactivator activity; RNA polymerase II general transcription initiation factor activity. The record is from RefSeq and is a predicted model, not a curated record.
UUUAAAUAAAUCAAACAUUGGGGUGAAUUUCUAGGUGAAUGUCUUGCCAUUCACACAAAACGAACUAUUAGGAACUGUUCUUGUGUAAAAAAACAAGCAAGCAAUAAAUUUGUUUCCAAAAACUUUUGUUUAAGUAAUAUCGCAUUAAUUUCGAUAUUGCAUUGGACAGAGUAGAAAUGCCCUCAAAGAAGAAAAAGUACAAUGCACGAUUUCCAGCUGGUCGCAUCAAGAAAAUUAUGCAGAGUGAUGAGGAAGUUGGAAAAGUUGCACAGGCGGUGCCCAUUAUAAUAUCACGAACUCUGGAGCUCUUCGUGGAGUCACUUUUGACCAAAACAUUGCGCAUAACAACAUCACGUAAUGCGAAAACUCUUUCUCCAUCCCACAUGAAACAGUGCAUAAUGUCGGAGCAGCGUUUCGACUUCUUGAAAGAGCUGGUGCGGAAUAUACCAGACAUCAGUGUGGCGGAGGAGGCGUGCAACUAUAAUGAGGACGAUGUGCACAGCUCAGAGGAGCAAUAUCCUGACUCAGAUACUCCCUACGACCUAAGCCUGCCAUCGACUUCGUUACGCGGAUUGCACCACAACGGCAAUAGCAACAGCAAUAAUAGCAGUAACACUUAUGUGCGAUCUGUAAGCUUAAACGGCGUUGGCCUGAAACGUCACCAUAACCCACCCCCAGCCCCCACUCCGUCAGUUAUAAUGCAGACAGCAGCCUUGGCACAAAUCCAGCAACAAGCGAGGCCCUUGCCCGCCAAAUUGGCACGCUCCGAAUCCACGCCUGCAUACACUCCACGCGGCAGGCCGCCAAACAGCAGCAGCAAUAACAGUGUCCACUACAAUAGUAGUAGUAGACAAAUGCAAAUGCAAACGCCAGAAACUGCCAUACCUGCACCGAUCUGCAGCUACGAUGUGCUGAACAAGCCAAUUGUCAAGAUCGAUUAUAGCAACGUGCAAAUGCCAACGACAACAACUACAGCGGAUGCGGCGGAUAGCGGCAGCGCAGCAGCGGAUACGACAUUUAACUUUGAUAUUGCAGCCCCAGUUAUAAACAUUGAUCUAACAAAUAUUGUAGCGGCGGGCACAACAAUCAGCCAGCCGACUGCAAAGAUCUGCUACGGCUUGCUGUCGGAGGACAAUACCAGUGUCAGUGUCAGUGUUGGUGGUAACAAUAACUCAAUCUCUAAAAUUGCAUCGUCUGUCAACUGUAUCGGUGGAAAGAGCAAAACUACUCCAAUCAUUCCAAAGGCCUCAUCGGCACCAGCGCCAAUCACUGAAUCGCUAUUUGAAUUAGACGAAGACUAUGACAACAUUUAAGUAGAAUUUGUAAAUAUGCGCUUAUAAAUUAUUAAUGCAUUAUUGUGUACUUUUAGAAAUAAGUAAAAAUCCCAGCCUCUUUCCACUAUGUGAGCAUCAUAUAUACAUUUCACAUUUGACAAUCCGUCACUGCAAAUAUGGAACAAAAUGAGAAAUGAUGUUCUAAUGUGAGUUUUUACAUUUUAGGCAAUCUAACAUUUCAAAUGCUUCCAAUGGAAAGUCGACUUUUCACAAUUGCUUCUGCUUGUGAUAAUUUUUUUUUUAUUUCAAAAUGCCAUUUUGACAUCUUUGCCUGGUAAAUGAAAUCGUCUGGCAAAUGUAGACUAGCCCAAGUCUGGAAGUCUAAUAGGUCGUGAAAUUUUGUAAAAGAAAAAAUAAAUUUAAUUCUGCUCAAAGUGGCAAGAGACUGUAGACACAGUAAAUAUUUUGGCAAAUAAAGACCACUACGGAUUUUAAA